AAGUAGAUUCUCGAAAAUUGUUUGGCCGGGUCUUUAACAUUUCAAUACUUGAUUAAAUCUUCGCAAUUAAAUUUUUUACUCUCUCGCACAUCAACAUCCGCUCGUUUACUUACCUUAAUUAUGGGAUUUGGUGCAGGAGCUUCUCGAGCCGAGAGAAAGGCAAAAAGGCGCAAGCUUGAAAAUUCGAUUCCCGACAUACCUGACGACAACGAUAUAGAAUCCAUUGACGACAGCGCUGUUUCGUCAAAGAGGAAAAGAGCCUUGGAAGAUGACGCAAACGAGGACCAAGCUAUCCCUCUAGACCACAACGAAGAUCUCGCGAAGAACAAGGAGUCCAAUCGCAAGUCCAAGAAAACUAAAACUUCAGCCGAAACGCCUUCACAGCCUGCACGGAUUAGAGAGUCAUCCCAUGUAACGGAGACUGAACCUGCUCCUAAAAAGUCAAAGAAGGAAAGAAAAGCGGAGAGAAAGGCGAGAGAGGCCGCUGAAAAUACAAUAUCCACAAACCAAGAGGCGGAAGCUGCUGCUAGAGGAAAUGAUCAAGAUACCAAGGCUCCUGGAUCCUCUGAUCAAACCACUGCUGAGAAGAAACGUGUGAAAAGCAAGAAGCAGGGAGGUGCAUCCGAUGCAAAUACAGAAAGCAAGGCUUCAAGGUUCAUUGUGUUCAUUGGUGAGAUACCUUGUACUGGAAGUUGUACCGUGCUGGAUUAAUAUAAGUUAUUAGGAAACCUCCCAUUUACUGCUACGACCGCGUCAAUAAAAAACCACUUUGCUGCCGUCAAACCUGCCUCGGUUCGUCAUCUUACAGAAAAGGGAAAUCCUACUAAAUCAAGGGGUUGUGCUUUCCUUGAGUUUGAAGGUUAUGAUUAUAUGAAAACUUGUCUCAAGCAAUUUCACCAAUCCACAUUCAAUGAUGGUAUUUCAGCACCAAGAAAGGUCAACGUUGAGCUAACGUAAGUGUGAUCUAUGCUCUAUCUUGGUGUUCCAUCUGACUGCUAUAAAGUGCCGGAGGUGGUGGUAACACAAAAGACCGCCGCUCAAAAAUUAAAGGGAAAAAUGAGAAACUGAAUGAACAACGUGUAAGACAAGCACAAGUGGUAGGCCUCUCCUCAUUUGCAUGUUCAUAUCGCUGGGCUGCAACGACUCUCAAGGCGAGAAGUGGAUUCGCUAGCAUGCUAACAGAAUUUCCAGGCCGAUAAUCCAAAACCCAGCAAGAACGAAGCGGUCGACGGGGUACAGCAUGUGUUAGCUGAGGAUAGUGGAGUGCAUCCGAGUAGGAAGGCAAGAAUUGGUGGAUGAAUUAUGAUACCCGUUUGCAAUUGCAUAUAACUGGAGGCUCAAUCAAUCAGGAAACCCGUCUCAGCAUUAAUGGAAUUCAAGAUCCUUAUUUGUUUAUUUCUUCAUUACUC
Molecule: messenger RNA, 1409 nt
Organism: Sclerotinia trifoliorum
Lineage: Eukaryota; Fungi; Ascomycota; Leotiomycetes; Helotiales; Sclerotiniaceae
Source: the annotation of a GenBank genome assembly